This is a messenger RNA of Ixodes scapularis (black-legged tick), 1760 nucleotides long. Its product is annotated as zinc finger protein 493. Gene Ontology annotation, molecular function: RNA polymerase II cis-regulatory region sequence-specific DNA binding; DNA-binding transcription activator activity, RNA polymerase II-specific. NCBI's taxonomy places the organism in Eukaryota, Metazoa, Arthropoda, Arachnida, Ixodida, Ixodidae. The transcript has 2 exons. Gene Ontology annotation, cellular component: nucleus. The record is from RefSeq and is a predicted model, not a curated record. Gene Ontology annotation, biological process: regulation of transcription by RNA polymerase II.
UGCCAUUUUUCAGAUGACGAUAGUUAUCAAAGUUGCCAGACUGAAAUCCGGAAAGGGUCUAUUACCAUCGCAUCAAGAAAGGCUUAGUGUUUCUCAAUGCGAGGGUCAUCAGCCAUCGCAUCGCUGUUGCCACUGCCAAAGAAGGUUGCGGUGUCAACGAAGGGUUUGGAAAACUCAUCACCCUACUUUUGUUCACAGAUGCGUCAACAAUCCUGUUCCUGGCACGGCAUCAUCUCCUGUGCCACAUCAAGGCCCUGUGCCACAUCGAGGUCCUGUGCCACAUCAAGGACCUGCGUCACAUCAAGACCCUGUGGCACAUCAAGAUCAUGUGUCACAUCAAGACACUAUGCUACAACAAGACCAGCCUGCCAUUGAACAAGAACCGUCAGUGCCAGUAUCGUCGCAAACUGAGAAGGACCUCUCAAGCGGCGACCAUCUCUCCUGCAGCGACAGCAGCAGGGUGUUCGCAAGACUCGCCAGCCUGCUCCUUCUUACAGGUAAACAGGCUGCACUGUUGGAGGAUACUAGCCACCUGUUAAAGGGAACUGAAGACAUCCUCUUCAGAUGCUGGUUUUGCACCCACAUCACCACAGAUCUACGUGGAAUCUUAAGUCAUGUGGUUGCCCAUGGAGAUGAACAGUUCAAGGGCCAGUGUUGUUUUUCGCUGCUUGGAUCUCUGUCCAUAUUGUGCAGCCCUUUUGUGAUCCACAAACCUAAUACAUCAUUUGACCAUCUCAGCCAUCUGAACUUGUCCCCCAGUAAGCAGCUCUGUUUGACUCCUGUUUGUGUACGUACAGAACCGAGACCCUACAAGUGCCAGCAGUGCACCAAAGCCUUUAAGAAAGGCAGCAAUCGGAAUAAGCGCAUUCAGACAUACUCAGACGAAAUGCCUUUCAAAUGUGAGCAAUGUCCCAAGAGCUCUUCUCACUCUUGCAAUCUGUCCAUUCACAUGCUAGAACACAGUAGUCAAGAACCCUGCAGGUGCGAGUUGUUGCUCAAAACCUUCACUGAGCUUGUACAUAUUUUAAUUUACUUGACUGAAACACCCUACAAGUGCAAGCUGCAUCCCCAAAACUUUAGAAUGCAUGAAUUCUUUACUAUUCAUGUUAGAAUGCACAGAGGUGAUAAACCGUACCAGUGCAAGCAUUGUCUCAAAGCAUUUUCAUUCAAUAACAAUUUUACUAUUCAUGCUCAAAUGCAAAAAUAUGAGAGACCUCACAAGUGUGAGCUAUGCCUUGAAAGCUUUUUUAAUCCUGAGGUACUAACCAGGCAUGUUUGCAAACACACAGGUCAAAAACCUUGCCAGUGCAAGCAUUUUUCUAAAGCCUUUGCUGCCAGUUAUAGUCUGAAGGACCAGAUUCAAACACAGGUGAAAAACCUUACAGGUGUGAGCAUUGUUCUAAAGCCUUUGCUAGAGCUGCUCCGAAAAGCCACAUUCAAACACACCAAUGAAAAACCUUAUGGGUGCAAGUAUUGUCCCAAAUCCUUCCCAAGAAUUUCUAGUCUGAAGAACCACAUCCAUACACACCAAGGGAAAAUCCAAAGAUGAGUAUUGACUCUAACCUUUGCUUGGAAAAGCACUUUGAUUGUGCACAAUCAAAUGUGCAUGGAUAUAAUGCCGUACAGGUGCGAGCAGUGCCCCAAAUGUUCACCUGGCUUGAACUCUUUACCAAUUGCAAUCAAAUUCACAAGGACAAUCAUUACUUUGUGAUUCCGGCGAAAAAAGAAUUGCUGUCCCUCUUCUUCCCCUCCCCCCCCCC